AUGGUGCUGCAGCAGAGUAGUGCCGCCGGCGGCGCAGGCAUGUUCCCAGGCGUGGCGGCGUGCCGGCCAGGCCCGAGGCCGGCCGCCACGGCGCCGAUGAUGGCGAAGCAGGAGCGGGAGGCUGAUGAUGAGCACGAGGAGGAGCAGCGGCAGGCGGCUAACGCGGAGGAACUCCGGCGCGGGCCGUGGACGGUGGACGAGGACCUCACGCUCAUCAACUACAUCGCCGACCACGGCGAGGGCCGCUGGAACGCGCUCGCGCGCGCCGCCGGGCUGAAGCGGACGGGGAAGAGCUGCCGCCUGCGGUGGCUCAACUACCUGCGGCCGGACUUGAAGCGCGGCGACUUCACCGCCGACGAGCAGCUCCUCAUCCUCGACCUCCACUCCCGCUGGGGCAACCGGUGGUCCAAGAUCGCGGCGCACCUGCCAGGUCGGACGGACAACGAGAUCAAGAACUACUGGCGGACGCGGGUGCAGAAGCACGCCAAGCAGCUCAACUGCGACGUCAACAGCAAGCGCUUCAAGGACGCCAUGCGCUUCCUCUGGAUGCCGCGCCUCGCCGAGCGCGCCGCCGCCCAGCACCAGCACCACCGCCAGCCGUCGCCGUCGUUGACCCCCUGCAUCAUGGGCAUGCCCACGGCGGCACCGUCCUCCUCUUCCGGGCUCAUGAUGCUGGACACCACCGUCAGCAACAGCAACAGCAACAGCAGCAGCUGCUCCCCCAGCAGCGCCGUCACCAGCAGCUCCUCCUGCAGCAACCUCACAUCCGAGUCCGCGCAUGACGACGGCGCCCGGCACGCCGCCGCCGCAGCGGAGCCCAUUUUGACGGCGCCGGCCGACGACGACUACUGGGGCGCCGCGACGACGAUGCAGCAGCAGCAGAACGACCACUACGACUUCUGGUCCACGGCGUCCGCGCUGCAGCACCUCUGCACCGCCGGCGCCGCCGACCACCACUUCCAGCACCAGGUUGCCGCCGACCACGACCUCACCGGCUGGGUGCAGGGCUUCUCCGACGGCGGCAUCUUGUCCGGCUCCUCGUCGGACAACCUGUGGAGCCUCGAUGACAUCUGGAGGAUGCAGUGA
This is a messenger RNA of Miscanthus lutarioriparius, 1086 nucleotides long. The record is from the annotation of a GenBank genome assembly. NCBI's taxonomy places the organism in Eukaryota, Viridiplantae, Streptophyta, Magnoliopsida, Poales, Poaceae.